Messenger RNA from Drosophila melanogaster (fruit fly), 1786 nucleotides. It is a transcript of the gene GatB, whose product is annotated as Glutamyl-tRNA amidotransferase, subunit B. The transcript has 8 exons. The record is from RefSeq and is marked reviewed. Lineage: Eukaryota; Metazoa; Arthropoda; Insecta; Diptera; Drosophilidae. Bases 73 to 1623 code for a protein of 516 amino acids.
CAAAACAACAUCAGCUGUUUUGGCGCAACUUUUUGCCAAUUCCGGUGCGAAUGUUAUAAUCGAUGUAAAAUAAUGCAUUACUCAAUAAUCCGAAAACUGGUAACGGCGCCAAAGCUAGCCAACGUUCCCAAAAGGAAAUGGAAAAGCGUUGUGGGUUUGGAGGUGCACGCACAGAUUGCCAGUGCGUCCAAACUGUUUUCCGGCAGUGGCACAUCCUUUGGAGCACCACUUAACUCUUCGGUGGCGUAUUUUGAUGCCUCCAUACCGGGAACAUUGCCAGUUCUCAACAGAAAAUGUGUGGAAUCCGGCAUUAAGACAUCACUUGCUUUGGGAUGUCGGGUGAACGAAGUGUCCAUGUUUGACCGCAAGCACUACUUCUAUGCAGAUUUGCCUAAUGGCUACCAAAUCACGCAGCAGCGCGCCGCUUUGGCCAAUGAUGGAAAAAUGACUUUCCCCGUGAUAACACCAGGCAAAAAAGUUUACUACAAGACCGCCAAACUACUGCAGUUGCAAUUGGAACAGGAUAGUGGUAAAUCUCUGCACGAUGAUUAUCUCAAAAGGAGCCUGGUUGACCUUAAUCGUGCUGGACUUCCUCUAAUGGAGCUGGUUUUUGCACCAGAUUUAGAAACGGGCGAAGAAGCGGCAUCGCUGGUCAAGGAAUUAAUACUGAUACUAAGGCGUCUGCAGACAUGCAGUUGUAAAAUGGAAGAGGGCGCCCUGCGUGUGGAUGCCAACAUAUCCAUUCACCAAGAAGGCGAUCCCUUGGGAGUCCGCACCGAAGUAAAAAACAUUGGCUCGGUUCGAAGCAUUUCGCAAGCAAUUACGUAUGAAAUUAAUAGACAGCUAGAAACUGUGGCUAAUGGCGGUGUAAUUACAAAUGAGACUCGCAACUGGGAUGCGGAGAACCGGCGCACAGUGGCCAUGCGUGACAAAGAGGUGCUGCAGGACUACAGAUUCAUGCCGGAGCCGAAUCUACCACCCCUUCAUGUAAACCUAAAGCCUGGAUCAAUGUCAACAGAGGAUUUACUUUCAGUGGCUGCUCUAAGCGAGGAAAUUCCAGAAUUACCAGAGGACACCAGGCAACGUUUGGUGGAGCAGCACAACCUGAAUGCGGAAACUGCCAUCAUUUUAGUGAACGAACCUAUUCUGCUGGAUCAUUUCUUGAGCAUUACCCGUAGUUUAAGUGAUUUGCCCAACAAAGUCAUUUGCAAUUUUCUUAUAAACGAUUUGUUGACCUAUUGCAACAAAUUGAACUUAGAUGUGGAGGAUUGCUCCAUUAAGGCUGAUGAUUUGAAAGAUAUAUUAAUGAGCUUGCAUGCCGAGCUGAUAAAUCUCCAGGCAGCACGUCAGCUGGUUGAUCUGCUUCAUAAUAACCCCAAAGCGAAAGUCAGUGAGCUAAUCGAACUGCACAGCCUGCAGCAAAUCUGCAGUCCGGACGAGAUCGAGAACCUGUGCCAGCUGGCUAUCGCCAACCAGGCCAAGGCAGUCGAACAGUACCAGAAAGGCAAGGCAAAAGCUUUGUUCGCGAUCGCAGGCGAAGUUGCCAAACUGUCGUCCCAAAAGGCCAACAUGAAGCUGGUAGUGCAGCGUCUGGAAAAGCUGCUAAAACCCACCAAUAAGUAAGAGAUCUGGUCGAUAGUUGUGUUCAUUAGGAGUGUGUUUCGCUUGUAUAUAUUUUAUAAAAAUGCAGUCGACAAACCGCACUGUAUAUAGGAUUAAAUAUGCUAAGUAUUAAAUAUAGUUGCUUUGUUUCGUGCUGACUAGUUCGGUGUUCUGGCCAAUGUGU